CACCUUGACGUGACUAUUCGCCUUUUCACAAUCUUGCGAAGCACCAGCCGAGCGAUACAAGCCAUCAUGUCCGGCAACAAGUCUUACAUGAUCAUCUUCCGUAACGAGGCUCCCCAGGCCGAGAUCGACUCCAAGAUCCGCGAGGUCGAGAACAAGGGCGGAAAGAUUGGCCAAAAGUUCGAAUCGGGCAUUCUCAGGGGCUUCGCGGCGACCAUGAGCGACGACGAGGCCAACCAGCUCAAGGCUCUCACCGAGGGCGGCUCCCACCCCCACAUCGAAUACAUCGAGCCAGACCAGACGAUGAAGACUAUGUAGAUGACACUUCGCAGGAGAUGUAUACUACUACACUUUACAGCAUGAAGCAAGACCCUUGUGUUCUAGUGGGCCUCCCUCCUUCUCG
Acaromyces ingoldii is the source of this 400-nucleotide messenger RNA. RefSeq lists its product as hypothetical. NCBI's taxonomy places the organism in Eukaryota, Fungi, Basidiomycota, Exobasidiomycetes, Exobasidiales, Cryptobasidiaceae. Bases 67 to 315 code for a protein of 82 amino acids. The transcript has 3 exons. The record is from RefSeq and is a predicted model, not a curated record.